AUGGCAGAUCCAAGCAAAGACGGUUUCAACAGCUCAGCCAUGCCGACGAUAGACUCUGUUCGAGCUUCAAACCCAGAGGAAGAUGGUUGUACGACAUCUCCUCCAGCAGCAAGUCCCGAAGACCUCCAUCAAAUCUGGGCCUGGAACGGCUCCGUCCCAAACCAAAUACGCGGCAGCAUCCACGACCAAAUUACCUUCCACGCCGAACACCAGCCGAACGCUCCAGCCGUAUGCGCCUGGGACGGCAAUUUCACCUACUCGGAACUGGACGCCAUAGCCACCAAGGUUGCCCGGAAACUGAUCAUCCAACAACACGGCAUCGCCCCAAAAUCGAGCAUCCCCCUCCUGUUCUCCAAGUCGAAAUGGACUCCCGUGGCUAUGCUGGCUGUGUUGAAGGCCGGGUGCAGUGCCAUAGCUCUGGAUGCUACGCAGCCUGAUGGCAGGCUGAAGUCGAUUGUGGAGCAGGUUGUUGCAAGGCCUGGGCGUGGACUUGUUAUCUCUUCUGAGAGGCAUCGGGAGAGGGCAGUUUCUUUGGUGGCGAGUGUGGAUUUGGAGGUGUUGCAGCUUGAUGAUGUGGUCUUGGAGGAGGAUGGCGCUGAGGAGGGGCACUUGUCUGAGUUGCCGUUGCCUGUGGUGCCGCCGGAUGAUACUGCGUAUAUCUCGUUUACUUCAGGAACAACGGGCCAACCCAAAGGUGCUUGCAUCAGCCACGCCAACGUCCGAAGCGCUUCUCACUACCAGGGCGCCAAGUUGGGCUUUACCCCAAAAACCCGUGUCCUGGACUUUGCCCCCUACUCGUUCGACGUUGCAUGGGGCAACUUUCUUCAUACGCUCUGUGCGGGCGGGACGCUGUGUAUCCCGUCCGAGGAGGCCAUGUUGACGGAUCUCUCGGCGGCGGUGACGGCCUUCAACGCGACCUUGAUCAACGUCACUCCCACGGUCUUGCGCACCAUCCAUCCUAUCCCAGAAUGUCUGGAGACGGUUCCCUUGAGCGGCGAGAUGCCGUAUCGCGAGAACAUCACGAAAUGGGCUGGUAAAGUGAGACUUGUCAAUACGUAUGGUCCGACCGAGUGCACUUUUAAGUGUGCUUUUUCCGAUAUCAGUCCCUUGCUGGAGGGCCGUCCGGAUAUCGGAAGAGGUGUGGGCUUUGCUACGUGGCUUGUUGAUCCGGUGGAUAACAAUCGCCUUGUGCCCAUAGGAUCGGAGGGUGAGUUGUGGCUCGAGGGCCCUCAGGUCGGCCAAGGGUAUUUGAAUGACCGGGAGAAGACAGCCGAAUCAUUCGUUGAGGAUCCUCCUUGGCUGGUCGCUGGUGGCAGGCGAGGGAGACUGUACAAGACGGGUGAUCUUGUCAAGUAUUUGCCUGAUGGACGAUUGAUGUUUGUGGGUCGGAAAGACUCGUUUCAGCUGAAGAUCAGGGGACAAAGGGUUGAGAUUGGUGACGUUGAGCACCAUGUGCGUGCCUGUUUGGAUGACCAAAUUCCCAUCAUUGUCGACGUUAUCGUGCCCAAGGGCAGUGAGACGAAAUCUCUUGCUCUCUUUGUCGCGACGAAGAACCAAGACAGCGAAAGAGUCAAGGCUCUGAUGGACGACUUGGGAGAUAAGUUGCGGGAGGUUCUCCCGGCAUUUAUGAUCCCCAGUGUCUAUCUUCCCAUCGACAAGAUUCCCGUCGCCAGUACGGGUAAAGUGGACCGACGUAGCCUAAGGGAUAUGGGAAGCACAAUGAGCUGGGACGAGAUUGUUCAUCUACAAUCAACCAUCAUGGCAGCGACAAAGUACCAUGAGCCCACAACUGGCACAGAGACACGGCUUCGCAAGAUAUGGGGUGAUGUCUUUGGCUUGGACCCAACUCGCAUCAGCACAGCAGACAGCUUUCUCCAGCUGGGAGGUGACUCGAUCGGUGCCAUGCGAGUGGUUGCGGUGGCACGGGAUCAUGGCAUCUUGUUGACUGUUGCCGAUAUCUUCACCAGCCCAGUUUUGAGCAGCCUUGCCCUGGUCGCUGACUCGAAUGCUCAAGGAGGAACUCUGCCACAUAACGAGGACGAUGAUCUCGACACUCUGCCGUUCUCGUUGCUGUCUGUGGAAAGAGACGUCCAAGUCAUCCGGAAAGUGGCCUCUGAGCUCUGUGGUAUCAGCCCAGAUGAAGUCGAAGAUGUCUUCCCUGUAACCGCUUUACAGGAAGGCAUGUUGGCUGAUGGAGCAGAGUAUGUCUCGAGGACUGUCUUUGAACUGCCACCACUCGGACAGGUUGAUCUGGAACGGCUUGAGGUGGCCUGGGAAAGCAUGGCUAAGCAAGCAUCCAUCAUCCGGACACGCAUCGUCGAUCUUCCCGGAGACGGUCUUGUCCAGGUUGUUGUUGACUCGAACAGGUCACUCUGGAGAUGCCCGUCCCUGUCCGACUUCUUCUCUGGGUCGACUUCCAUGGGCUUGGGAACAGCAUUAUGUCGCGCAGGCUUGAUUGGGAAAAUGGAGAGCGAGACUUGCUAUUUUGCCCUGGAGAUGCAUCACUCCAUCUUUGAUGGGUUUUCCAAUGGGUUGAUCAUGGAAGCGGUUGAGAAGGCGUAUCGUGAAGGAGGGAAGUUGAAGGAGGAGAGAGGCCCGUUGUUUGUUCCCCAUCAGCGGUUUAUCAAGCAUGCCGUUUCUAGGGCAGCUGGCAACAGCCGGUCAGACACUGUUGCAUUCUGGCGCGACCAGCUGGCAGACUCCGAGGCUGCUGUAUUUCCAGCAGUCACUAACAGCUCUGACCCCGCUGGGAAGAGAGCUUUAGUGGACCUGCAUCACCCGAUAGCGGAUUUACAGUGGCCGACCAACGCCGGGAUUACGCCCUCUUCAGCAGUCCGUUCAGCGCUCACGUUACUGUUAGCCGCGCACACCAACUCCAACGACGUCAAAUACGGCGAAACAGUCAGCGGAAGAAAUGCUCCCGUCAUUGGCAUCGACCGCAUCGCCGGCCCAACCAUUGCCACAAUCCCCGUCCGCGUCAAGUUCAACUGGGACCACACUGUCCAGCAAUUGCAGCAACAGAUCCAGCAGCAGGCCGUCGACGUCACCGCCCAUGAACAAUAUGGCCUCCAGAACAUCCGGCGCAUCAGUCAAGACGUCGCCGAGGCCAGUCAAUUCCAGCUGCUGCUCAUCAUCCAGCCACAGCGGAAGAAGACCAAUCAUGAUGACCUGUUCUCAAAGGCAAAGAGCGUGGUCAGCAGUGGUGGUAGUGGUGACUUGACACUGGUGGCCAAGGAUGGAGACGCCGACAGUCUGGCCAUGUACAACUCGUACGCCAUCAUGGCCAUCGUCCAGUUGGAGGACAGCGGUCUGACACUCAAGAUCAACUUUGACUCGGCCAUCAUCGAGGAGGCUGCUGUCCAACGUACGGCUUUUCAGCUUGAGUAUCUUCUCCGUCAACUGUGUACCGUCAACCUGGCUCACUCCAAGCUACGCGAUAUCACCCCCCUCAGUCCCCAGGACAUCACCCAGAUCUGGAACUGGAACAGAGCCCUCCCUGAUCCAGUCCAAGGCCUUGUCACAGAGACCAUCGAUAACAGGGCAUCCAUUGACCCAGAUGCUACAGCUAUUGCCGCCUGGGACCAGGAGUUGACAUACCGUCAAGUCAAAGACCUGUCAAACUGCAUUGCCAAUAGUCUACGUCAAGACCAUGGAGUGGGCAAAGGAUCCAUCAUCGUGUUGAGCUUUCAAAAGUCUGGCUGGCAGCUAGUCACCAUGCUAGCUGCUCUAAAGCUCGGUGCCGUUUGCCCCUUCGGACCUGGCUUCUUUGAAGGACUCGUGCCGGUCUACUCUAUUUCCAGCCUGAUUGAAGACGAUGUUGAAUCCGCUGACUGGGUUCAUGUUCUCGAUCCCAUUGAGAUCCUACCUUCGGACCCAGCCCUGAUCCUCUUCACAUCCGGUUCGACAGGGACUCCAAAAUCCAUCCUUUGGACCCACGAGACAUUAUCGAGCAACAUCCGAGCACACAGCCUCUCGUUUGAUGUUAACUCAACAAGCAGGAUAUUCCAGUUCGCCGGAUACGAAUUCGACGUGAGCACAGUCGAAGCUCUGUCCGCCUUGGCUUCAGGCGCUUGUUGCAUAGUUCCGUCUGAGUCGGACAGGACCAAUCAUCUUGCCGGAACCAUCGACGAGACUCGCGCCAACUGGAUCUGUCUUACACCCUCGGUUUCCGAAACAAUCACACCUGAAGGAGUUCCUGGAUUGAAGACCAUCGUCUUUGCAGGUGAAAAGUUGCCACAAAAGACCGCCAUUAAGUGGGUUGGAUCCAUCGAUUCAGUGUACAACUGGUACGGUCCAGCUGAGGCUUCCGUCGCUACUUUUUGUCGUGUAGACCAAAAGACGUGGAAGCCAGCUUUGAUUGGCAAAAGUACGUCCGGCUUGACCUGGCUGGUUGACCCCAAGGACCCAAAUCAGCUGGCCCCUAUCGGUGCAGUUGCCGAGUUGUGUAUGGAAGGCCCGAUCCUAGGUGCCUAUACUGGCGACGGCGGUUCUGCUCUGAACGAAAAGUCAUUUUUCUCUCCAUCAUGGCUUCAGCACGGUCAUGGUGAGAUUCCCGGCCGGACUGGACGCCUCUACAGAACGGGUGAUCUGGUGAAGUACGGUGGCAAUGGAGACAUUGUUUUCAUCGGUCGGUUGCAGGAAUCCCAAAGGAAACUGCGUGGACAGAGAGUCGAGCUGAGUGAGAUCGAAUCGAGAGUGCAGUCUUUCGUGUCCGGAAAACUUGAAGUCUCGGUGGUUGCCGAGAUUAUAACCCCGGCCAACAGCAAUUUCGAGACUUUGGCUCUCUUUGUUAGCCCCUCCAGAUCAGAAGAGGAUGCCAUGGCUCUGGUCAAGUCCAAGCUUUUAGUGGACGACCUGGAGACAGAUCUGUCAAGGGUUUUACCCUCUUACAUGAUCCCCAAGGUCUAUAUCCCUAUUCAGACUCUACCAAUCUCUCACACUGGAAAGAUGGAUAGACGACGACUUCGACAGAUUGGGCGCUCCUUGACGUAUGAAGAGCUUGCGUCGAUGCAACCCUCUCGUCAAGAGGCAAGGAAGCCUUCCACAACUAUGGAAAAGCAACUUCGAGAUCUUUGGGCUGAAGUUAUUGGCAUUGAAGCAAGUGUCAUUAAUGCCACAGACAACUUUUUGCGUCUAGGCGGCGAUUCCAUUGCUGCUAUGCGCUUAGUCGCGGCUAUUCACAAACGCAGGCUCCUUCUGACAGUUACGGAUGUCUUUGAAGCCCCAUGCCUCCAAGACAUGGCAAUACGGGUCAAGCAAGACCGCGAUUCUCCGGAACAUGAGCUCGAAGUUCCUCCAUUUUCCCUGCUUGACUCUGGCGUCAGUGAGACCGAGGCUCGGUCUUGCGCUGCCAGGCUGUGUGGGAUUGACGAGGCUCGAAUUGUCGAUAUCUACCCCGUUACUCCUCUUCAAGAAGGACUGCUUGCGUUAGGCGCCAGAAAGCCUGGCCUUUACGUAUCUCGCAGUGUCUUUGAACUCCAGCCUGACAUUAACAUAGAACACCUGGAGCAAGCUUGGCUGUCCACCGUUGACAAGUUGGUUACUCUCAGAAUUCGGAUCGUGGAUCUACCUGGUCAAGGCUUCGUGCAGGUCGUUCUCGAUAACUGCCCCCUAUCGUCUUAUGGCACAGAUGUGGACGCGUAUGUUCAUGAAGAUGAGCUCAAUCACAUGGGACCCGGCACCGAACUUUGCCGAGCCGCCAUCAUUGACCGACACUUCAUCCUCUCGGUUCACCAUUCCAUAUACGACGGCCAAGUUCUCAAGAUGAUCAUGAACGAGCUGGGGUCUCAAUAUCUUGGAGCACCCGGGAUGACAGCUACACCAUUCAAGAACUUCAUCAAGCAUUUAAGCGACAAGGUCCCCCAAGACGCCGUCGACUUUUGGAAAGCUCAGCUCUCAAAAGGCGAGCCCAGACAGUUCCCGGUUCUACCGUCAGCCACUUACCAAACACAGGCCAAGGAUGACUUGCAACAUUCCAUAUCCCUCGACUGGCCGCGAACCGGCAUGACGCCUUCAACCAUGAUCCGCGCUGCUUGGGCUAUCCUAGCGACUCAGUACACGUCUUCAGACGAUGUCAUCUUUGCCCUGACAGUCAGUGGCAGGCAAGCCAACAUGAGAGGUGUCGAGAACUGCGCUGGUCCCACGAUUUCCGCAGUACCCAUCGCAGUGUCCGUUGACUGGACCGAGACAGUCAAAGCCUUCCUCCAGCGCAUGCAACAGCAGAUGAUAGACAUCACACCGCACGAGCAGUACGGCCUUCAGAACAUCCAACGACUUCACAAGGAACUGGCUGAGUCCCGGCUUUUGCAGACGCUGCUCGUCGUGCAACCAGUGGCUGAAGGAAAGAGUUUCAACGAGGACAAUCUCCUGUUCAAAGCUCGUAGCUUUUCAUCCAACAUGGACACGCUGGGCCAUGAUCCCUUCAACAGUUGGGCUUUGAUGGUGGUUUGUGAGCUUUCAACAUCUGGAUUGCAGCUUCGGAUGAGCUUUGAUGGCAACGUUAUCGACAAGUUGCAGAUUGGACGCAUGGCGAAACAGUUUGAGACGGUCCUGAGGCAGAUGUGCUGCUCAGGGAGCAAUAACACGGUUCAACUGGGCAAUGUCCAGAUUGCUAGUCCGGAUGACUUGGAUCUCUUUUGGGCACAGAAUGCCGAAGUCCCAGAGGAUCCUGAUGCCUGUGUCCACGAUCUAGUUUCCCUGGCGGCACGAACAAAUCCCAAUGCUAUCGCUAUCGAUGCUUGGGAUGGGCAUUUCAGAUAUCAAGAAGUUGACAAGCUCUCCACUAAGCUCGCUCAGAGCUUGAUACAUCUGGGCGUCAAGAAAGGCAACGUUGUCGCCCUGAACUUUGAAAAGACCAGAUGGGCACCAAUAGCUCAACUCGCCAUCUUCAAAGCCGGCGGCAUCGAAGUCCAACUCUCCACCGUCGUGCCCGACCUGCGCAUCAGCAAAGUCUUCCAAAUGGCCGACGUCGUCCUCGCCGUUGUCUCAGAAUCCCGCCUAGAAAUGGUCUCCUGCUACGCCCCCAGCUACACCAUCCCCCAGCUCCUGUCUACCUCUCCUUCCCAACCCAACACCUCCCUCCCAACCUUACCCAUGAUAACCCUCCAAGACCCCGCAGCCAUCCUCGUAUCCUCCGGCUCCACCGGCGAGCCCAAACAAGUCCUCUGGUCCCAUCGCACUCUAACCGCCAACCUCCUCGCCCACGGCUCCUAUCUUCGUAUCACCCCCUCUCACUCGCGCAUCUUCCAGUUCGCCUCGUACGACUUCGACGUCAGCACCAUCGAGUCGCUUUCCGCGCUCAUACACCGCGCAACCAUCUGUAUUCCCUCAGAAUCUGAGCGGCUAGAUGGUAUCGCAGAAGCUAUUAACAAGUUCCGGUGCACGUAUAUGAAUAUCACGCCUUCGACUGCUAAAGCUAUCGUGCCUGGGUCGGUGCCAACUGUUGAAACGCUGGUUUUGUCGGGGGAGAAUUUGGUGAGGGAUGAUGUUGAUCGGUGGAAGAACUGCAAGGGGGUUUCAGGGGAGGAGGUGGAGGUGCUGAAUUGGUACGGGCCAGCUGAGCACCCGGCUACAAUAUGCAAGGCGGACGUGGACUCGUGGCGCACGGGGGUGGUGAGUCGGGUUGACCUGAAGCAGCCGGCGCUUUGUUGGCUUGUUGAUCCUUCUCCUGGGUUAAAGCGGCUGGUGCCGUAUGGUGCCGUGGGCGAGAUUGUGAUUGAGGGGCCGUUGUGUGCGGAGGGGUAUGUGAGGAAUAGGGAAAUGACAGAGGAGAGGUUUAAGAGUUGGGCGGGGUUUCUUGGUGGGAGAAGGAGAACGGGUACGACGGCUACGAGGCUGUACUACUCAGGCGAUCUGGGACGGUAUGAUAGUGCCGGGAAUCUGGUGUAUAUGGGACGGAAGGAUGCUCAGUUGAAAAUUAGGGGCCAGCUGGUGGCGCCGGAGGAGGUGCAGUUCCAUGUGCGCAGGAACCUUCUUGACUUGUUGGUACCUGUGUCUGAGAAAAGCGGGGGAGAGGAGGUGACGGUGGUGGUGGAUGGCAUUCAGUUGCAAUCUAGUACUGGGCUGAAUCUGGUGGCAUUUGUUGGGCCGGCUACGGAGGAAGAAGUCGAAAGGGCGACGACCGUGAACGGCGGGUUGAGAGAGAAGUUGAAGAGGGUGUUGCCGAGUUAUGCGAUUCCGGUUUAUUACAUUGCUGUGGAGGAGUUUCCUAUGAAUGCUUCUGGCAAAAUCGACCGCAAACGUCUCCGUGAGGUGGGCGCCUCGUUCGAUCCAUCCCGCCAGACAUCCGGCGGUGCUGGACGGAGAGAGCCCGCAAGUCUCGAAGAGAAGACUCUCCAGGAAUUAUGGUCUCGUGCCCUUGGAGUCGAACCUCAAACCAUAUCCCUAGGCGACAGCUUCUUACAAAUAGGUGACUCCAUCCAAGCUAUGCGUCUGGUAGGAAUAGCCCGCCAGGAAGGCUGGUUGCUUUCCGUCGCAGAAGUUUUCGAGUAUCCGACACUGGAAGAGAUGGCCAAUGUUAUCGUUCGAAGGAAAGAAGACGAGAGUGAAGAAGACGGCGCAGUCCUUCCGUUCUCACUGCUGGACCCGACCAAGGAUGUCAAGAUUGCUUGCCAGCGGGCUGCGCCUCUUUGUGGAGUCAAAGAAGAUCAGGUUGAUGAUAUCUUUCCUUGCACGGCCCUGCAGAAAGGGUUGUUGGCCCUGACUGUGAAGCAAGAGGGGAGCUACACGGGUCGCAAUGUGCUGAAGCUGGCAUCUUCGGUUGACGUUGUCAAGUUCAGGAAGGUGUGGAACAACGUUGUCGUCGCAAUUCCUAUCCUGCGGACACGGAUCGUUGACCUCGAUGGGCAAGGUCUCGUUCAGGUGGUCGUUCGCGAUCACUCUCAGUCGUGGAUUGAUGCCAGAGAUACUGAAGAGUAUCUGACGAAGGAGGGCGCGCUUCCUAUGGGACUGGGUAGGCCUCUCAUGCGAUGCGCCAUCAUUGAGCCUCAGAUCGACGGUCAGGAGCCCGCCUACUUUGUCCUGACGCUGCACCACUCCCUGUACGAUGGACUGACAUUGCCUAUCAUCAUGGAAACGCUUGAGGCCAUCUACAACGACAUUGCAUCACCACGACUUGCUCCAUUCCAAUCAUUCGUCAAAUACAUCAGCGCGCGAGACCGGAAAGCAGAGAACGACUUCUGGAGAUCACAGUUCGCCGACCUCAAAGCUGCGCCAUUCCCUCCUCUUCCAUCGUCUACUUAUCAACCGCAGUCGGACUCAACACUGGUGCACACAGUUGAAGACAUCACCUGGCGAUCCGACAACAUUACCCGGUCGACGGUAAUCCGCGCCGCAUCCGCGUUGCUUUGCUCUCUCCACACCAGCCCAACCUCUUCCGACAUCGUCUUCGGCACAGUUUCUUCCGGCCGCAAAGCCCCCGUGCCUGGCAUCGAGACGCUUCCUGGUCCUACAAUUGCCACUGUUCCUAUCCGUGUUAAGACCAACAACGACAGAAAUAUACUGGAGCUCCUCACAUCUAUCCAGGCUCAGGAAACGCAAAUGAUCCGGUACGAACAGACUGGCUUGUCCGCUGUCCGCCAGAUUAGCGGAGAAGCGCAACGGGCUUGUCAGUUCCAGACACUGGUUGUCGUGCAGGCACCGCAAGAGGAGAGCAUUACGAAGUCGGGGUUAUUCGUCAUUCCUGAAGAUGCCCGUGAGUGCACGGAAGCGGAGGAGGAAGCUCAUUACCGUGGUUUCCAAUCUUAUGCCCUUUCACUGAUUUGCACACCGGAAGAUGGUCGGCUCAAGGUGAGGUUCUGUUUUGACUUGAACGUCAUUAACCAAACAAAGGUUCAGAAAAUGGCGGGAGACUUUGAGAAGCUUCUCAAGACGCUAUGCGCUCCAGGCAACAACGAGACCAGCCUAGGCGCCAUCAGCUUGACCGCUGAAGAGGACCUCAACCGUAUCUGGCAAUGGAACGCCUCAUCCUGCUCAACCGUCGAGCGGCCUAUUCACGAGCUCAUACUCGAAACAGCCUCGCGCCAGCCUGACGACGCCAUAGCAAUCAGUGCAUGGGAUGGCGAGAUCACCUAUGGUGAGCUGGCGCGGGUUACCAGUAACAUUGCUCUGCAUCUCGUCAGCAUGGGCGUUUGUUGCAAUAUGAUCAUUCCCCUCUACUUCGAAAAGUCGCUAUACGCUACUAUCACCUUCCUCUCGGUCCUCAGAGCUGGCGGCGCCGGGUUGUUGCUCGAUACCACCUUACCUGUAUCUUACCUGCAGUCAGUGGUACAGCAAGUUUCGGCUCCCUUCGUCAUCUGCUCACCGGCAGAGCAGGACCUCGCUGGUAGGUUAUCUGAUAAUAUCGUGGUCGUCGGUCCUGACUCGCCUCUUCUAUUACUCCCUUCCAACCCCUCACUUCCUUCCUCCCCCUCCCUCCCCAAAAUCCCAUCCUCCUCCCUAGCCUACACAGUCUUCACCUCCGGCACCACCGGCCUCCCCAAGGGUGUCUUAAUCACCCACCGCAACAUUAGCACAGCCGUAACCCACCAACGCUCCUCCAUCCACAUGACCCCCCACGAGCGCGUGUACGAUUUCUCAGCACACACCUUCGACGCGCACCACUGGGCCGUCUUCCACACCUUAGCUUGCGGGGCAACGCUAUGCAUCCCUAGCGAAAGGGAAAGAAGGCAGAAUCUGACGGUGAGUUUGAGAAGGUUUGGAGCGACUAUGGCGUUUCUUACGCCAAGUGUGGCGAGGGCCGUGGAUGUUGAGGGGGUGGGAGUGCCAAGUUUGAGGAAAGUGCAUCUUGGUGGGGAGAGGGUAAGUGAAAAAGAUUGGGGGCGGUGGUUAGCGAGUAAGGGGAGUGAGAGGAGUCAGAGUAGAAAGGUGUUUAAUGCUUAUGGACCGGCGGAGACGACGCAGGGGGUUAUGUAUGGCUUGAUCUCCCCCGAGUCUGCCCCCGCAGAUGGGGGUGACGAGUUAUCAGUGGGCAAAGGAGUAGCAGCCUGCACAUGGAUCGUUGACCCCGAGUCUAGCGAACGGCUGGUUGAAGUUGGCGAAGUGGGCGAACUUUAUCUCGAGGGCCCGCUGGUUGGGAACGGGUACUUGAACGAUCCUGAAAAAACUGCACAGAGCUUUGUGGAGGAGAGUCCGGGGUGGUUGAAGAGGGGAAGUCCGGAUGGGACGGUGAAGGGACGGAACAAGUCACGGUUGUACAAGACGGGCGACUUGGUUAGGUAUAAUCCCGUCGACGGCGCGCUGGUUUUUGUCGGCAGGAAGGAUACGCAGGUGAAGUUGAGGGGACAGAGGAUCGAGUUGGAGAAGGUUGAGCAGGCUGUUCAGCAAGUUUUGGCUGGUAAGCUGGGGGGAAGGGAGGCGCCGCCGCCGUUGGUGGUUGCGGAGGUUGUGGUGCCGGCGGGUACUGAUAGUCAGGUUUUGGUGGCUUUCGUCGAGACGGUGUCGAUGAGCGAGGUCCAGUUUGCAAACUGGGUGGACGGUUUACGAGAUGCUUUGAGCGAGCAACUACCGCCAUAUAUGGUCCCAGCGCCGUUCAUCCCUGUUGAAAAGAUGCCGUUGACGACGAGUGGAAAGACGGACCGGAAGCGGUUGCGUGAGAUGGGCGCUGAUUUGGCUCUCGAGCAGGCUAGCAGCGAAGGAAACGAGGCAGAUGGUGAGCUACCCGGAACUGCAGAGGAGAUUGCUCUUCAGCAACUUUGGAGCAUCAUUCUGGGUGUCGAAGAGGAGAAGAUCCGUACGGGAAGCAGUUUCUUGCGUCUUGGCGGUGAUUCCAUCUCGGCGAUGCGGUUGACUGCGUUGGCUCGAAAUCGCUUCGGGUACAACUUGGCGGUCCAAAGUAUUCUCCAGUGUCCGAAGUUGUCGGAUAUGGCGAAGAAGAUGGAGAGGCAACACCAGGAGGAUGUGGAGACAUCCAAGCCUCGGACUAUUGAGCCUUUUGUGCUCUUGAAGAACCCUGUUGACAAGGACUCGACACUUGACUACAUUGCAAGUCAAUGUGGUAUCGAGAGAGAUCAGAUUGAGGAUGUCUUCCCUACUACGAGUGUUCAGAAGUCCUUACUUUCUAUGACGGCGAAGGCAGAUGGUAGCUACGUCGCGAGGUACAUGCUCUAUCUUAGACCAGAUAUCGACCUCGACCGCUUCAAGGCCGCCUGGGAACACGUCAGCCGGAAAGUCGCGCCUAUUCUGCGUCAACGAAUUCUUGACGUUCCCACAGAAGGUCUUGUCCAAGUCCAAGUCAACGAGUCCCUAUACUGGGAACAAGCCAGCGAUCUAAACAUCUAUCUCCAACACGACCUUGCCAAGCCAAUGGGCCUAGCGACCGAACUUACCCGACUAGCCAUAGUCCGAAAUUCCAACGGCGAGCUCAGCUGCUGCAUAACCCAACACCACGCCAUCUACGACGGCUACUCCCUACACCUCCUCCUCUGCGAAAUCGCCAAAUCCUACGCCGGCAUCAUCGAUUCCAGCCCCAUCGCCCCCUUCCAGUCCUUCAUCCACCACAUCUCCACUAUCUCCCAGGAAGCGUCUCAUUCCUUCUGGCGCAACCAAUUUGCCGGUUCGGAAGCUAUUCCCUUCCCUGAACUGCCGGAACAGGACUACCGCCCCAAAGCGGACAGCACCGUCAAGCGCCAUCUGACAAACCUUCGACUAACCAAGCGAGGAGAUGCGACAGCCAACAGCUUGAUUCGCGCGGCCUGGGCGAUCUUGACGGCAAGGUACACGGGCACGGAAGACGUGAUGUUUGGUGCGAUGGUUACGGGACGGCAGGCGCCGCUGGAGGGGAUGGAGAGGAUGGUUGCGCCUUUGAUUAGCGCGGUGCCGGUGAGGGUCAAGUUUGAUGGACAGAGGCAGAUGGUGAGGGAACUGUUGGAGGGGAUUAGGGACCAGGCGUUGGCGAUGGUGGAGUUUGAGGGGACGGAGUUGUUGGAGAUUAGGAGGGUUAGUGAGGAGGCGGAGAGGGGGACGAGGUUUAAUUGUUUGCUUGUGGUACAACCUGCGUUGCAAGAUGAUGAUGGGUUGAAGCAGGAUGGCCCCUUUACCUCAGGACCGGAGUACAUCUCCAGCCGCGAUGGGUUGGAUGAUUUCAAUCCCAAUGCUGUCAUGGUCAUGUGCCAGCUGGUCAACUCAGAUGGGAUAAAGCUGGAGAUUAGCUUCGACUCGAAGGUUGUUGAUCAGGCGCAAAUGGAACGGAUUGCUUCUCAGUUUGAGCAUGUCCUCCGCCAACUGUCCACUUCACCCGCUGAUCAGAAGAUCGAAGAUAUCGAAACCGUCAGCAAGGAGGACGUGCAGGAAAUGUGGAAAUGGAACGCCACUGUGCCGGAAGCCAUUGAGGAAUGCGUCCACAGCCUCAUCGAAAAGACCAUGAAGCGUAUUCCUGACGCCCCUGCCAUCUGCGCGUGGGAUGGCGAGCUUUCUUAUGCUGAGCUGGGCAGACUAUCUGGUCGCUUAGCAGCCCACUUGGUUGCUCUCGGAGCCGGACCAGCAACUAUCAUCCCACUCUGUGUCGAGAAGUCAAUGUGGUAUCCCGUUGCGGCUUUGGCAAUCCUGAGGGCUGGCGCAGCAGCCGUGGCUAUGGACUCGACGCAGCCUGAAGGCCGGCUGAGGUCGAUAGUGACACAGAUUGGCCCCAAGAUAUUGCUAGCAUCUGCUACCACGCAAGAGUUAACAAGCCGGCUGUCGGAUGCUGAGGUGGUUGUUGUCGAUGAAGUGCACAGCCUCGAAUGGCCUGCUUGUUCAAUUCAGGUCACGGUCACCCCGUCCGAUACCCUCUACAUCGUCUUCACCAGCGGCUCAACAGGCACUCCAAAGGGCAUCAUAACCACCCACCAGAACUUCUCCUCAGCAGCCACUCACCAAGCCUCCAUCCUCAACAUCCGCGAGGGAACCCGCGUCUUCGACUUCGUCUCCUACAGCUUCGACGUCUCCUGGUCGAACCAUCUCCAGAGCUUAAUCUGCGGCGCCUGCCUCUGCAUCCCAUCCGAGACAGAACGCAAGAACGACAUUGGCGGCUCCUUUAACCGCAUGAACUGCGACUACACCUACUUUACUCCCUCCGUGGCCCGCUCGCUGGUCCCAUCUACAUUGCCAGGACUUCGCACGCUAGCAAUGGGCGGCGAAGCCAUCAUGAGGAAGGACGUCGCGCGCUGGACGCAGGCGGAGACCGUCAUUGGAAUCUACGGCCCAGCUGAAUGCGCUCAGGCACUGUCCUUCACGCGCUUCACGCCCGAGACGCGUAAUAACCACGUCGGUAUCCCGUACGGCGCCAUCACCUGGCUUGUUGAACCUGGUCGUCCGGAUAGGUUAGCUGCCGUUGGCACCAUUGGCGAGCUUCUGAUCGAAGGCCCGACGGUUAGCAAGGGGUACUUUGACGAUGAAAGCAAGACCGCGGCGGCGUAUAUCCGGAGCCCGCCGUGGCUUAAGAAGGGAGCGCAUAGACAUCGAGGACGACAAGACACGCUUUACAAAACAGGCGAUCUCUUGCGCCACAACUCUGAUGGCUCACUGGAUUUCAUCGGUCGCAAAGAUGGGCUGAUCAAGCUCCGCGGGCAGCGCAUCGAGCUGAGCGAGGUGGAGUACCACGUUCACAACUCACUGCGGGAUCUGAGUCUAGUAGACGCUAUUGCGGCGGAGAUCAUCACGCCCGCUAAUAACACUAGUAGUCCGAUUCUUGCCGUACUCGCCCGUGCCAUUGAAGGUCUCGAAGAGAAACUCUGGGAUCAAGUGCCGCAGUACAUGGUUCCCGGGGCCUACAUCUACGUCGACAAGGUACCGAUGACAACGACCAACAAGACUGAUCGACGGGCUCUGAGGCAGAUAGGAAGCAGGUACACGCUGGAGGAGCUGGCUGCUAUGCAACCGCAGGGUACGGAGUCUAGACGGGCCCCGUCAACGGAAAUGGAGAAGCGGUUGCAGGCUCUUUGGUCCUCGGUUCUGGAGAUUGAACCGGAGAGUAUCUCUGCCGAUAGCACUUUCUUCCGGAUUGGUGGCGAGUCCAUCGCUGCCAUGAGGAUGGUUUCCAUGGCGCGACAGGAGGGACUGGCUCUGACGGUUGCUGAGAUCUUCAGGGCACCGAAGCUGUGUGAUCUUGCGUUGGUUGUGGCGGAGAUCAAUGGACAUGAGGAGGAUAUACUUGCCCAUGCCCCAUUCUCACUAGUGAAGAUGGAUGAUCUGGCAGACUUCCUUGAAAGCAAAGUUGUUCCGUUCUUGAACGAUGGGCUCACGGCCGAGCACAUCCAGGACGUAAUUCCCGCCACAGACUUCCAAGCUCUCUCAAUCUCGGAAAACCUGCAAGAUCCUCCUGGCAGAUAUCCCCACUGGAUCUUCGAUCUCCCCGCCUCCGUGGACUUUGCAAAGCUCGAACAGGCGUGCAAAGACCUCGUGAACCACUUCGACAUCCUCCGCAGCGUCUUCGUUCCAGCAGCAGCUGCAGCAGCGGAUGACGACGGCGACGACGGGAAGUUCUUGCAAGUUAUCCUGCGCAAACUCACUCCAGCCUACGACACCAUCGACGCCAGUGACACGAACGAUCUCUCGCAGUUUGUGAACGCAAUCUGUGCCGAAGAUCUCACCCGCCCUCGCAAGCUUGGACAGUCUUUCAUCCGCUUUAUCGCCUUCAAGCACUCCGCUGUUUCCAAUCCGAGUUCGCACAAGCUCAUCUUCCGCAUCUCCCACGCUUACUUCGACGGAUUCAGCUGGUCUCAAGUCCUCCAGACCCUUUCCUCUUUCUACCUCAACCAGCACAAGCGGCAGCAAGCAAUCUCAACCCCAUCCAGUUUAACCACGCCCUCCUUCGCGGAUUACAUCGCCCACCGCGAAUCGCACAAGCAAGAAAGUCUAACUUACUGGACCAACCGCCUCCAAGGCUGGGGCUAUCCUGCCAAUUUGUGCCGCAAACCCACCACCACCACUUGGUCCUCGUCCGUCUCCGACCGUCUCUCCCUCAGCCACACCAUUCCCUUCCCUUCUUUUGGACAAGAAGAUGGCAUCUCCCCCGCCACGCACUUCCACGCCUCCUUCGCCUUCGCCCUCUCCCGUUUCUUCGGCACCCACAAACUGCUCUUCGGCCGUCUUGUCACAGGUCGUUCCCUGCUUCCUGCGUCUCUGCAAAAUGUAGUGGGGCCAACGAUGACGGAACUACCCGUUACUGUCUGGGUUUCUCACGAUUUUAUGGGUAUGGCAAAGCAAUUGCAGGAACAAUUCAUUGAAGACUCGAAGUAUGAAAGCGUGGGGAUGCGGGAAAUUAUUGAGGGGGGGACGGAUUGGGAUUAUCUUGGGGAGGCGGAAGGAACACCGAGGAAAGAUUGGGGGGUGGAGGACGGCUUAUCAGCAGGAGGAUGA
Molecule: messenger RNA, 16332 nt
Organism: Sordaria macrospora k-hell
Lineage: Eukaryota; Fungi; Ascomycota; Sordariomycetes; Sordariales; Sordariaceae
Biological process (GO): secondary metabolite biosynthetic process; amino acid activation for nonribosomal peptide biosynthetic process
Cellular component (GO): cytoplasm
Molecular function (GO): catalytic activity; phosphopantetheine binding
Source: RefSeq, a predicted model, not a curated record